AACCACUCAAUAAAACCAGUGCCUACGAUACGCGCAAUAAUUAUCACCUACUCGCCUGACCGACCGUUCACCGAUGUAUACGCGCCAUCGAGCCGCCGCGCCGAUUUAUCGCCCGACCCCCCAGGGGAGGUUCGAGGCCCGUCGAUGAUAAGACGAGAGGACCACCUCCGAGGGCUCCCAUGAUGCGCCCAAGGACCGACGCCUGAACCCCCGGCCAGGGACCCCCCUCUCUCGGGGACAUGUCACACCUAAUGCUCUGCAACCUCGGCAACAGCUCGAACGCGGGAAAUGAUACCAACAACAACGCCAACACCAACAGCAGCAUGGAGGACGACGACUCUUACGUGCUGCCGACCAUUUAUCGGUGUCGCGCUCCGAUAGCGAGUUUGGACUGCAUGGAAGAGUUCAAUGGCGGCGGCGGCGGCGGAGACUCCGGCGUGAUCUGCGGCACCACGGUCGGCACUAAAGAGCAGCUGCUCACGAGCUGCAUAGCCGCACAAGCUCAACGUUUACAGCAUCCUUCGCCAGGUAUUCGCUACCGCAACUUGGGCAAAAGCGGUCUACGUGUUUCCAAUGUUGGAUUAGGUACGUGGACCACCUUCGGGGGCGUCGGAGGUGCCAGCAGCGAGGAGGCCGCCGAGGCCGUCGUCUCGCUGGCCUACGACAGCGGCAUCAACGUCUUCGACCUGAGCGAGGCGCACAGUGGACAUCGAGCCGAGACACAACUGGGCCGCAUACUUCUGCGACGCGCCUGGAACCGCUCCAGCUACGUCGUUACCACCAAAAUCUACUGGAAUACCAAGACCGAGGGUCGGGGCUUGUCGCGCAAGCACAUCAUCGAAUCCGUGCAAGCUUCCUUGGUCAGGCUGCAGCUCUCGUAUAUCGACAUCGUCAUGAUCCAUAAGGUCGACCCGAUGUGCCCCAUGGAAGAAAUCGUGCGAGCCAUGAACUACGUGAUAAGCAAGGGCUGGGUCAUGUACUGGGGCACUUCUCGAUGGUCCCCCGUAGAGAUCAUGGAGGCGUACACGAACUGCAGGCAAUUCAACUGCGUCACUCCCAUCGUAGAGCAAGCGGAGUACCACCUGUUUUAUAGGGAGAAGCCGGAGCUGUACAUGCCCGAGUUGUACAACAAAAUUGGAGUCGGCUUGAUGGCCUGGUCAACGGUGACGAUCGGCAUGGUCUCCGCCAAACCGGAGGACUGUGGGGUCUCCUUCCUGUCCAGGUCGUCGUACAAGUAUUCCUCGUUCAGUUGGACAGAGGAUGAAACCCAAUCUUUGUACAAAGAGUACGCCUGGAAGGACAAGACCGUCGACGAGGAGGCACGGAAGUACUCGGACAAGCUGAGGGACGUUUGCGCCCUUGCCGAGAGACUGGGAUGCUCUUUUGCUCAGCUGGCUAUCGCGUGGUCCCUUAAGAAUGAAAGUGUCCAGUGCCUUCUGCUGGGAGCGUCCAACAUAGAUCAGCUGUACGAGAGCCUUCAGAGCUUACAGUUGAUUCCGAAGUUGAAUGCGACCAUGAUGACCGAGAUCGAGAGGAUACUCGACAACAAGCCGUCCCGACCACCCAUGGUGUCGACUCUGGCUCUCAGAUGACAAUCGAUCUGCCCCCAUGGAAGCGGUGGGGGCUCCCUGGAAGAGGGUGGCAGCCCGAAGAGCGAGGGGGGCAACAGCCAGGACCAGGAGCAGACCAAAGAGAUGAGCAACAAGCUUUCCUUCUGCGAGAUCCAGUGAGACCGAUCGACCAGCCUGCUCCUGGACGCCUCCAGAUCGGUCGCGGGUUUCACCAAACUGCGGAUCCUCGCGACCAGCUCCGUUAUGGCACUUCGUACUUUUAUAAGAAAUUUUCGUAAUCGCGCGAAUCCACGGUUCCGUCUUUGCGGAGAACGACUCGCGGGGGUCGCCGAUCGACCCCGAAGAGGUGGAGGCAAAGCGAGGGGCUGUUCACUCGGAAAUCGGGGAAAACGAUUUACUUCUUUGAGAACCUUCAUUUCGUAUGAUAAACGGCAAUGAGAUUCGG
Molecule: messenger RNA, 2016 nt
Organism: Orussus abietinus
Lineage: Eukaryota; Metazoa; Arthropoda; Insecta; Hymenoptera; Orussidae
Gene: Hk
Product: voltage-gated potassium channel subunit beta-2
Exons: 9
Coding region: 240-1592 (450 amino acids)
Biological process (GO): regulation of potassium ion transmembrane transport; potassium ion transport
Cellular component (GO): cytoplasm; voltage-gated potassium channel complex
Molecular function (GO): potassium channel regulator activity; transmembrane transporter binding; voltage-gated potassium channel activity
Source: RefSeq, a predicted model, not a curated record